GGGGGAGUGGUGGCCUUUGCAGGGUGGAGGGAGGCCUGGGCCCCAAGUGAUUCUGGGAAAAGGGCCCGCUCUGGUGGUGCCGAGCCCAUCUCCAGGGAGCUAAUAAAGGUGGCGUAAAUAAAGGGUGGGACGUAGGCGGGGGUGGGGCGCACAGUUGCUAACAGUGCGCGCGCGCAUCAUGGGGCUGCCACAAUGGUUUGGCUCCCGCUCAGGGCCCAGCGCCAGUACCCCACUCGCCUGGGUCGCUGCGCCCCGGAGCCUCCGCAGGUCAUGUCCCGGCUGCGCAUAUUGGCCCCACUGCUUGUCCUUAUGUGGCAACCGUUGUGGCUGCUGGUCCAGGCAGCUCAGCCUCCGGAGUGGGCCCUGGACCCUGCCCAGCUGACCGCCGACCCCAGAGCGGCUGAGCCCUGGUCUUCGCGCUCGUCUGAUCCCCCACCCGAAUCGCCCCAGGUACUUACACCCCCAGCUGAGCCGGUGGGCUUUAAUUACCUGGGGUCCUCUGCUCCAGCCCAGAUGUUGGCCCCGCCUAAGGAGUUGACUGAGACUUUGGUUCCAUUCCUGGACACGGAUUCCGUUGGAGAACUACCCCCAGGGCCAGAUGAGGAUCUGAAUGACCAGCUAACCCAGCAUCAAAGGCUCCCAGAGGUGGUUCCAAUGCCAGGUUAGGAUCCGAAUCAGACCAUAGCUCCGCCGCCUCAACUCAAAAGUAAGACUAAAACUGUAGGUUUAGAUCAGGCCGAAGAUCACCAAUCAUUUGAAAUACUUGUUCCAUUUCUGGAUAGUUCAAAGCCAACAAAGUUUAUUGUUUCACCCCUAAACCUGAAGAAAGAUCUAGCUCAGCAUCGAAGGCUUGCCAAAGUUGUUGGAACUCCAAACCAAUCUGCAAAUAAAGAGCACCUACAACAACAGCUGCAGGAUGAUUAUUUAGAUUCCAAUAUGGGUCUCGUAUAUCCUGAGGAGAACCUACCUAUGGGUUUCCCAGGGGGACCAGAUCAACUUGCAAACUUCUCUGAGGAGGCUGAAAUUCCUCCACCCUUGCAGAAGACCCCAAAUCAUCUAGAGUCCCCUGAGGAAGCUGAAUCUUUUUUGCCCCAAGGGGAGGCUCAGGCUCAGCAUCCAGAGCCCCCUGAAGAGACAGAAACAUCUCUACUUGAGCAGGAGGCUCCAUCUCCGCGUCCAGAGUCCCUUAAGGAUGGAAAUUCAGCAAACCCACAAGAGGCCCCAGCUGAGCCUUCAAGUACCCCUGAAGAGGUCGAACCUUCUUCAGUCCAGCAGGAAGCCUCAGCUCAACCUACAGAGGCCCCCGAGGAAGUGGAACCUUCUCCAACCCCCCAGGAGGCCCCUGCUCAGCCUCCAGAGCCAUCUAAGGAUAUCAUAUCUCAACUGUUAGCACAUUAUGAAGUAAAUGUGCUAUCUCCAAGUCAGAGUGAAGCUCAGAAGCCAAGCUUCCCCAAUGUCGCUGUUAAACCUCUGGAUCUUACCAUAACUCUAACUCAGCCUGCGGAGCACCCUGAGGAGGCUGGACCUACCCCAGUCCAGCAGGAGGCCCCUGCUCAGCCUGCAGAGCGCCUCGAGGAGGUUGAACCUACCCCAGUCCAGCAGGAGGCCCCAACUCUAGUUCCAGAGUUCCCUAUCGA
Molecule: messenger RNA, 1637 nt
Organism: Acinonyx jubatus (cheetah)
Lineage: Eukaryota; Metazoa; Chordata; Mammalia; Carnivora; Felidae
Product: leucine-rich repeat-containing protein 37B-like
Source: RefSeq, a predicted model, not a curated record